Molecule: messenger RNA, 1311 nt
Organism: Asparagus officinalis (garden asparagus)
Lineage: Eukaryota; Viridiplantae; Streptophyta; Magnoliopsida; Asparagales; Asparagaceae
Product: protein trichome birefringence-like 38
Exons: 5
Coding region: 70-1125 (351 amino acids)
Cellular component (GO): Golgi apparatus
Molecular function (GO): O-acetyltransferase activity
Source: RefSeq, a predicted model, not a curated record
AUAUAUAUAUAUACACACACCAUUCUGCCUUUCUCAGUAUCUCUCUAAGCGUAGUGCCCAAAGUCCAAUAUGGGAUUUGGCUUGGGCUACUUUCACUUUGCUCUGCCUUUCGCCUUGCUCCUGGCAUUGCCAACCAGGAGUAUUCCUAAUGGGAAUGCAGAUUGCGACCUUUACAACGGGAGAUGGGUGUACGAUGAAACUUAUCCGAUGUAUGAUGCCAGGACCUGUCCGUUUGUCCGAAGAGAAUUCGAUUGCCAAAAGUAUGGUCGACCUGAUAAUAUGUACCUCAAAUAUCGAUGGCAGCCUAAUGGCUGUGAUCUCCCAAGGUUUGAUGGGAGGAAUUUUAUGAGGAGAUGGAUUAGGAAGAAAAUUCUGUUUGUGGGAGACUCGUUGACAUUGAACCAAUACGAGUCAUUUUUGUGCAUGUUGCACGCGGCUGUGCCUUAUGCUCGGUUCAAUUUCACCAAGACAGACACACUAACAACCGUUAGGUUUCAGGACUACAAGCUCACCGUAACAUAUUAUUUGUCACACUAUCUUGUGGAUAUCGUUGGGCAGAAGAUCGGACGUGUAUUAGAGCUCGACUCAAUGCAAAGUGGGCGAUUUUGGCUCGACGCGCACUUGCUCAUCUUCAAUACUUACCACUGGUGGAGUACAAGAGGCGCUUCUCAACCAUGGGACUAUGUGCAAGAUGGAGAUCAGAUAAUGAAAGACAUGAACCGGACGCUGGCCAUGUCUAAGGCACUAGUUACGUGGGCCAAUUGGGUGGACUUAAAUGUAAAUCCAGCCAUCACCAAGGUCUUCUUCCAAGGUCUCUCUCCAUCACAUUACCAUGGAGAGAACUGGGGCGAAUCGCCACAGAGAACUUGCUCGGGACAAACAAAACCACUAGACGGGUCCCGAUAUCCAGCCGGUCCACUUCCAGAGCAAGCCGUGGUGAAGAAUGUACUGAGCAGCAUGUCAAAGCCAGUUUCACUACUUGAUAUCACGUUGCUCUCUCAGCUAAGGAUAGAUGCUCAUCCCUCAAAGUACAAUGGAGUCAAAUUUCCAAAUGACUGUAGUCAUUGGUGCCUCCCUGGACUUCCUGAUACUUGGAAUCAGCUCCUCUAUGCAUCUCUCAUCUGAUUUUGGUGAAGAUGUCAAAGAAAAAGAAUAAAAGAUAGAAGAUAAAGAAAAGUUUAUAGAUAAUUGGUGAUUAUAUUCAUUGUGUGACAAAGGCGAGAGACAUAUCAUUCAAGAUUUUUUUUAGUGGACUUACUGCAGUGAAUAAUAAUGAAAGAUCGAAGGGGAAUAAAGUUGAAAUUUUAUACA